AUGAGCGCGUCCCCCACGUCGAGGGACGGCCGGCAUGCGUCUCCAGCGCCUCGCAAGUCCUCAGCAUCUUACAAAGUGAGCCCGCUGCAGCUCCCGACUGGCGGACACCUCGCGCAGGACAAGAUACGGCAGCCUUCAAUCCAGUUUUUGGCACACAGAAAUUCGUCGCUACCCAGAGGCGCCCCCAGGCCCCGUGAACGACGUCGAUUGUCGUCACCGCCGCCUCCACCCGUUUUCCAACCUCGUGUAUCUUUCGACACUUUCGACAAGCCUGCAGACUUCAUCGAGGAGAGCUCUUUUACAUUGAUCGCCAAACACAAAGACUACGAGUACACCAAGCGUUCGCGGACGUUCCUAUGUGGUUUCGACGAGAACGAGUACUCAGUAUAUGCUCUGCAAUGGCUCAUAAACGAGCUGGUCGACGACGGAGAUGAGAUAGUAUGCCUCAGAGUGGUGGAGAAGGAAGAUGCAAUAGCCGGAGAGCGGAGCGUGGAGACUGGGCGAUAUCGUUCAGAGGCAGAGCAUACCAUGGCCGACAUACAGAGCCGGAAUCACGACAACAAGGCGAUCAACCUCAUAUUGGAAUUUUCAAUUGGCAAGGUCAACAAAGUCAUCGAUGACAUGAUCAAUCUCUACGAACCCGCGAUUCUUGUGGUCGGAACUCGAGGCAAGAGCUUAGGUGGAUUCCAGGGACUACUUCCGGGUAGCGUGUCCAAGUACUGUCUCCAGCAUUCACCAGUACCUGUCAUCGUUGUCCGUCCCACAUCGAAACGCGACAAAGCAAAGAGCAAGCGCACAAAUGAUCCAGAUCGUCAAGGCUACAGAGAAAUCCUCGCGAAGAGCGAAAGCCUUCCUGAGUUCAACAGUCCUCGCAACAGCUUCUUCGCGAACGAGGACGAGGCCGCGAUAGUUGGAGGCGCAGCGACCGCACCCAAACCUGCAGCGGACACGCAUCCUCUGGCACAGGUGGAACAAGCGCCAGACAGCAGCGAGGAUGAACUGGACACCGGUACUAGUACAUUGGUUGGAGAUGAUCCCCGAAGUCCUGGUCCUAUGAUGAAGAGUCCACAUCUACAAAACUUAGACAGUCCUGAGCUCAGUAGUCAAUCUAGCAGCGAGGACGAGGACGACCAAGGCGGGGUAUCGACUUCAGGGAUCUCCGCUGUGGAUAAAGUUACAGGCGCAACGGAGAAAUUAAACCUUGGCGAAGGAGAUGCAGGUGGUGGAAAUACGUCAAUGUCCUACAUGGACAGUCUCACCAGUGGAGCACAGAAGAAGUCCGAGGACACUUCUUCGGCGCAGAAAGACUCGGAAGGCGCGUAG
Alternaria postmessia is the source of this 1323-nucleotide messenger RNA. RefSeq lists its product as uncharacterized. NCBI's taxonomy places the organism in Eukaryota, Fungi, Ascomycota, Dothideomycetes, Pleosporales, Pleosporaceae. The record is from RefSeq and is a predicted model, not a curated record. The transcript is spliced from 3 exons. Bases 1 to 1323 code for a protein of 440 amino acids.